Messenger RNA from Aspergillus piperis CBS 112811, 798 nucleotides. RefSeq names its product T2 family ribonuclease. Gene Ontology annotation, cellular component: extracellular region. Gene Ontology annotation, molecular function: ribonuclease T2 activity; RNA binding. The record is from RefSeq and is a predicted model, not a curated record. NCBI's taxonomy places the organism in Eukaryota, Fungi, Ascomycota, Eurotiomycetes, Eurotiales, Aspergillaceae. Gene Ontology annotation, biological process: RNA catabolic process. The coding region runs from base 1 to 798 and encodes 265 amino acids. The transcript has 5 exons.
AUGUCUUUCCUUCCUUCUGUGGGCAUGCUCGCCCUGGGCGCAAUGCAGCUCAGCUCUGGUGCGCUGGCUACCAUUGACACUUGCUCUUCUGACAGCCCUCUGAGCUGCCAGACCGACAACGAAGCUUCCUGCUGCUUCAACUCUCCUGGAGGCUCCCUUCUCCAGACUCAAUUCUGGGACUACGACCCUUCCGAUGGCCCGAGCGACUCUUGGACCAUCCACGGACUCUGGCCUGAUAACUGCGAUGGCACCUACCAGGAGUACUGCGAUGACUCUCGCGAGUACAGCAACAUCACUUCCAUCCUCGAAGCGCAAAAUCGCACCGAGCUCCUGUCCUACAUGAAAGAAUACUGGCCCGACUACGAGGGUGCUGAUGAGGAUGAGAGUUUCUGGGAGCACGAAUGGAACAAACACGGAACCUGCAUCAACACCAUCGAUCCCAGCUGCUACACCGAUUACUACGCUCAGGAGGAAGUUGGUGACUUUUUCCAGCAGGUCGUUGACCUCUUCAAGACCUUGGAUUCCUACACCGCUCUCUCCGACGCCGGAAUUACUCCCUCUGAGGAUGCCACCUACAAGCUGAGCGACAUUGAGGAUGCUCUCGCCGCGAUCCACGAUGGCUACCCCCCGUAUGUUGGGUGUGAGGACGGUGCUCUGUCCCAGCUCUACUACUACUUCAACGUCAAGGGUAGCGCCAUCGGCGGCACCUACGUUGCUUCUGAGAGACUCGAGGACUCCAACUGCAGGGACUCUGGCAUCAAGUACCCGCCCAAGUCCAGCUCCAGCAAGAAGAUCUAG